GCAGUAACACCCCCCUCAGCACCCCUGCUCCUCAGCUCAGUCUGUCAGAGCAGGCAGAGCGCGAGCACCCGGGGGCUACAGCUCACUCACUACUCACUACUCACAACCACUGGAAACCACUGGAAACUACUAAAAACACUACUGAGGUUCCCCUUAAAAACCCAGACCUCCAGAGUUCCAGCAGCCAAAGUGAUCUGAGCCAGCAGGAAACAAGGAGCGACAACCGAUCUGCCGAGCAAAGCCUCAACAAUUUGUGGAUUUACUGCUUCCAUCUUGUGGUGGAACCAUGAUUCCUCUAAGGACUAGUAUGUAAGCAGAGAAGCUAAAGAAAGCUUGGUGAAAAGUAUGGAAGCAUCGCACGCUGCCUAUGUUGCUGCGCAUCCGACGGCGGCUCCCCUGACCCCGGCUGCGGGAUACCUAUUCAGAAUGUUUCGGGAGUACCAGAGCAACGAGGUUAUUGUGGAGCACUACAACUUUACUGGAAAGCUGAACAAGAACAAGUACAGGGAUGGCCUGAAACCUGAAGCCAUCGUGUUCCUCAUUAUCUGUCUGCUUAUUGUUCUGGAGAACGCUGUGGUUCUUGUAGCAAUCUGGAAGAAUAAAAAGUUCCACGUGCCCAUGUACUACCUGCUGGGCAACUUGACUUUCUCAGACUUGUUGGCAGGAUUCACCUACAUGGUGAACAUUGUAACGUCAGGUGCCAACACUCUCAAAAUGACCCCAGUCCAGUGGUUCCUGAGAGAAGGAGGAGUCUUCAUAACGCUGGCUGCAUCCAUCAUCAGCCUGCUGGCCAUCGCCAUCGAACGGCAUGUCACAAUGGUGCGGAUGAAGCCCUACCAGGGGGCCAAGCGUGGACGAAUGUUCGCCCUGAUUGGUGUGAGCUGGGUGUUGUCUGUCUUCUUGGGUGUGCUGCCCAUUAUGGGCUGGAACUGCAUGGGUAACCUGGAGCAGUGUUCCACAGUCCUGCCGCUCUAUUCCAAGAGCUUCAUCCUCUGUUGCAUCACAGUUUUCACCGCCAUCUUACUGGCGAUCGUGGUGCUCUACGUCCGCAUCUUCCACGUCGUAAAGUCCAACACCAAGCGACUCGGCUGCGGCCCUCAGCGCAAAGGUUCGGCCAAGAGGUCUCAGAAGUACAUGGCUCUGUUGAAAACCGUCACCAUCGUGCUGGGGGUCUUCAUCGCCUGCUGGCUGCCCCUCUUUAUUCUCCUUUUGUUGGACUUUUGCUGCCCAGCCCAAAGCUGCGAGGUGCUCUUUAAGGCGGACUACUUCCUGGGUAUCGCUAUGAUCAACUCACUGCUCAACCCCAUCAUCUACACGCUAACCAGUAAAGACAUGUACAAGGCCAUCCUGAAACUGCUCUGCAGCUACUGUCUGCUGACUAAAGAUGGACACUUGAAGAAGUUCGGAAUACCCUUCUUGGAGUGCAGCACGAGUAAGACGGAAGUGCCGUCGCACAGGCUGGAGGGACUGGAGACAACAGUCUCCUCCGGAAACUUUACUCCAACCACGAUAAAGACGAUUUAUCCCAAAAUGUCAAAGACGUGAGUUUAGAGACUUUUGACAUUUGUGUCAAGACUCUUACACGUUAUACUAUGGACUAUAUGAUGUAGUAGAGUCAAAAGUGCCUUGACAGGAGGUCAGAGACUGCACAGACUGUACUGAAGGUGUUUCCUUUAAAGGGUAGAGAUAUACUUGCUGUUAACUGCUUUAACUGCAGUCACGUACGCAUAUCGUCGUUGUCUAAUGAAAAACAAGUGUCUCCAUUUUUUCUUAGAUUUUUAGUCUACUACAUAAUUUGAACCGGCAAACUGUCCCUUACACUGUGUCAAAAAUUCUUGAUUAACAGACCAAUAGAAAAACUU
Molecule: messenger RNA, 1862 nt
Organism: Astyanax mexicanus (Mexican tetra)
Lineage: Eukaryota; Metazoa; Chordata; Actinopteri; Characiformes; Acestrorhamphidae
Gene: s1pr5a
Product: sphingosine-1-phosphate receptor 5a
Exons: 2
Coding region: 346-1545 (399 amino acids)
Biological process (GO): G protein-coupled receptor signaling pathway
Cellular component (GO): membrane
Molecular function (GO): sphingosine-1-phosphate receptor activity
Source: RefSeq, a predicted model, not a curated record